This is a messenger RNA of Cephus cinctus (wheat stem sawfly), 1602 nucleotides long. RefSeq names its product protein farnesyltransferase subunit beta (gene Fntb). Lineage: Eukaryota; Metazoa; Arthropoda; Insecta; Hymenoptera; Cephidae. Gene Ontology annotation, cellular component: protein farnesyltransferase complex. The transcript has 7 exons. Gene Ontology annotation, biological process: protein farnesylation. The coding region runs from base 148 to 1356 and encodes 402 amino acids. Gene Ontology annotation, molecular function: protein farnesyltransferase activity. The record is from RefSeq and is a predicted model, not a curated record.
CUACGUACCAGCUACAGAGGUACCGGUAAAGGAAGAGACACAUAGGCAUGAAGCUUGCGGUUAUUAUCUGUUUUUAUUAAAAUACAAAUUUUGAAAAUUAUUCCAUUUUUUAAAAAGUGGAGAGAUCAUUUUAUUCAUUGUGUGAUAAUGUCCGACCUGGAUUCAAGCGAUGAUGAUGAAGAAAUUCAAACACGAAGCUUUAACAAUCUACUAUCUGAGAAACAAGAUGACGAAGGAGUCCAAACUGCAACAUCUAUGGAACAGGAAAAUGUGGAAGAAAAUGUUCUUCGACUCUAUACAAUGGGAAAAAGACCUAUCCUAGAACGAUAUACACACAUUAAAUUUUUGAAGAAAUCACUCACACAUCUUAGCGAGGGUUACGAGUGUUUAGAUUGCAGCAGACCUUGGCUCUGCUACUGGAUUCUUCAUGCUCUACAUGUCUUAGGUGAACGUUUAGAAAUAGAUGAUUAUUCCAAGAUUGCCACCUUUCUUGGGAAAUGUCAAUGGCCUGAUGGUGGUUUUGGUGGUGGUCCAGGUCAGUAUCCACACCUGGCACCAACUUAUGCAGCUGUAAAUGCUCUAUGCAUUAUUGGAACUACUGAAGCAUAUGAAGUAAUAGAUCGAAAAGGAUUACGAAAGUUUCUGAAAUCUCUACGAGGACAUGAUGGGGCCUUUAGUAUGCAUUGCGACGGAGAGGUUGAUAUUCGAGGUGCAUACUGUGCUAUAGCAGUGGCUAAAUUAACCAAUGUAUACAGCCCAGACAUGUUCAAUGGAACAGCAGACUGGAUUGUCCAAUGCCAAACGUGGGAAGGCGGUUUUGGAGGGUAUCCUGGUAUGGAAGCUCAUGGUGGUUAUGCAUAUUGUGGUCUUGCAGCCCUUGUGAUGUUGGGAAAAUCUAAUUCUUGUCAUCUACCAUCUCUAAUGAGAUGGAUUGUAAAUAAACAAAUGCGCCUAGAGGGUGGCUUUCAAGGUAGAACCAACAAAUUGGUUGAUGGCUGCUACUCCUUUUGGCAGGGAGGAGCCUUUCCACUGCUGCAAGCAAUUCUUUCUGAUCAGGGAAAAAAAUUUGAUAAAAAUUACUGGCUCUUUGAUCAGGAAGCCUUGCAGGAGUAUCUUUUAGUAUGCUGCCAGCAUCCAUAUGGUGGAUUAUUAGAUAAACCUGAAAAGAAUCGAGAUAUAUAUCACACUUGUUACGCCUUGAGUGGAUUGGCAGUGUCACAAAAUUCUCCUACACCUGUAAUUGUUGGACCACAGCAGCGCAAUAUUGUCAGAAUGAUCCAUCCAGUAUACAAUCUAGCGUAUUCCUCGGCACGCGAAGCCCUAAAUUACUUUAACUCUUUACCAAUACCAGAUUGACAUAUAUAAAAAAAAGACUGGUAAAGUCAACAAAUUCGUAACCGAACAGCUUGAUGAGCUUUCAUUACCUGAAGGCUAAAUCACCUUAUUGAAUUUCAACCACUUAAAUAUUGGGAACAUUCAAGAACAAAAAAAAAGGCUCCUCUUCCCUCGCAUACAAGAAUCAUGUACAAUUUUAUUAUAGUUCAAAAAGGAUCUCCAGAGUAUAUUGACUGCUGAUAAUAAUAAAUCAAUAUCGUUAACCGA